UCCUCCUCUCUCCCUACCAGGGUGCCCUGGCUGACUGCUCGAGGCUGCUAGGGACCAGGCCUGGACACUGCAGGACGGGGCCUGGGACUUCCUGCCUUUGAAAACACCCCUGAAGCCUGGCACUCCAGACCCCGCUUCCCUCCGGGCCCAGCGAGGAUGCCGCUCUCCUGUGGAGCGUCUCCAGGCGCCUAGUCAGACAGCACUGCGGGUCCCGCGUGUGUCCAUCUCCGCCCGGGGCCCUCUGCGCUCAGCCUGGCGUUCGCUUCACAGCACAGCAUCCCGGGACCGUGGAUGAUACGGGCUGCCGCCUUCUGGAUCCCCAAGGACUGUGCUUACGGCCCAGGAAGUAGCUGCUGCCUCUGGACAACCUCUCAGGCUCCUUUCCCACCCAGGGCAUGAGCACCCAUGAUGCUGUCCCCCCAGCCAAGGUUCUGGCUCCAGUGGCCGUAUACUGUGGGAGUGUCCCUCGGACCAGUACGGGGCCCCGCGCAGUCCCGGGAGGAAGAAGUGACUCCAGGCUGCAGACUUAUGGAGAAGCCUCCCUCCGGCCAACUCCGAGUGUCCUGCUAGAGAAGCCACUGCAGCUGUUGCCUGGACAAGGGGACCCCCGCAGCCUCAAGCUGGAUGCCCCCCUGAAAGGCUGGCAGGCCAGGAAUGGCCACCCCAGGGGCCUUGCAGCCCUGUCUCUGGGGUCCAACCACCUGGCACCCUUCUCCUCUCUGGAAGGUGAGGCCAACAGUGUGGCUCGGGACACCACCCAGAUCAAGGACAAGCUCAAGAAAAGAAGGCUCUCGGAGGGCUUGGCAGCAUCCUCCCGAGCCUCCCUGGAUCCUGUGGGAGGCCCCAAAGGGGUUCCUCUGAGGAGCACCAUCCCCCGGGCCACCUCUCAGAGGCUGCUGAGGGUGCCCAGGCCAAUGCCUCCCAUCCAGAGCAUCCCCACCACCCCUGAGGCUAGCGGAGCCAAGGAAAAGGGCCUGGACCCACCUGGGAGCAGUCAGGGUCCCCAGGAGCUGAGACCUGGUGCCCAGGAGGUGCAGAUCUCCAGACAAUACUUGCAUUGCAAUGAUGAGAAGAUGCACAAGUCUCUGGGGGGCGUUGUGAUCCCGCCCAUCCCGAAGGCCGCUGUGUCCGCUGGGGCCUCCUCCUGUACUCCUGGCUCCCUGCCCAGCCACUUGCCUCCAGGCCAGGGUCUCCUCACGGGCCUGAGGGCCCCCCGCGCACGAUUGGCUCGGGAGAGUGGGCCUCGGGAGAAGACCCCUGAAUCUCUGGAGCCAAGACCUUCAGCCCUGCCUGUCAGAGACAGGUCUACCGCCCCUGUGAAGCACCCCCUGCCUUCAUCUCAGUCCGCUCCUACACUGACAGCCUUCUCCUUCGGCCAGGCCAAAGAAGCCCACCCCUCGCUCCAAGACGAGGACCAGAAGGAGGGCAGUAUCAAGAUCCAGGUGACCAUCUCCAAGUCUGCCCAGGAGAAGAUGCGGCUGAGGCAGAUGAAGGAGAUGGAGGUGCUCCAGAGGGCAGAGGAGCUGGAGAGGAGGAGGGAGCUUGCUUCCCAGAGCCUGGCCUCCCGCAGAGUCCUGAUGAAGGAAGGCCUCCUUCCCCUCCGGGGCAGUGGGACCAUAUCUGUGCCCACGGGGCUGAGCAGCCCACGCAGAAACAUUGGUGGUAUCCUGAGGAAGCGGGCCAACCGGGCCUCGCUGCCCAGCAUCCCUGUCAGCAAGCGGGAGCCCAGCUUUGCCCGCCAUGCUUCAGCCAACUCAUUACCUGCGGUGCUUACCUUGGGGUCUCCUGAGUGGGAAGAAGAGGAAAAGUUGGAUCCUAGAACCUUUAAGGAGUUGAGGCCUUUCUCGAACCCUGAGCUGGGGCUGAUGGAUGCUCUCCAGUGCCUGGAGAGCAGCGACUGGCAGACGAAGGAGAAGGGCCUGCUGAGUGUCCAGCGCCUGGCGCUCUGUCAUUCAGACGUCCUUGCUGGGAGGCUACACGACGUGUCCUUGGCUGUGACUGGAGAGGUCACCAACCUCCGUUCCAAAGUGUCCCGCCUGGCCAUCAGCACCCUAGGGGCCCUCUUCCGGGCCUUGAAGAAGAACAUGGACCAGGAGGCUGAAGAGAUCGCUCGUUGCCUGCUUCAGAAGAUGGGGAACACCAGCGAGUUCAUUCAGAGAGCUGCCAACCGCUCCCUGGGGGCCAUGGUGGAGAACGUGACCCCCGCCCGCUCUCUGGUGGCCCUUACCUCUGCAGGCAUCUACCACCGAAACCCCUUAGUCCGGAAAUGCACUGCUGAGCACCUCUCAACCGUCCUGGAGCAGAUAGGCGCUGAGAAGCUUCUCUCCGGCACCAGGGACAGCACAGAGAUGCUGGUGCACAACCUGGUGAGGCUGGCCCAGGACUCCAACCAGGACACCAGGUUUUAUGGCCGCAAGAUGGUGAAUAUCUUGAUGUCGAAUACGAAGUUUGAUGCCUUUCUGAAGCAGAGCCUCCCGUCUCACGACCUGCGGAAGGUCAUGGUGGCUAUUAAGCAGCGGGGACUAGAAGAUAGUGACGGACUUCCAUCUGCCAAGGGCCGCAAGGUGUCGAGGAGUCUGGUGCUGAGUGAGAACGGGCUGCGCGGCGAGGACGGGCUCAGCUCCAACGGCCCGCGGCUGGCGGGGCUACGCUCCUCCGUGCGCAGUGGCCUCCAGGUGGCGGAGAAGCUUCGGGAGCUGACGAGGCUGCUGGAGGCCAAAGAGUACCAGUCUCGGAUGGAAGGCGUGGGACGGCUUCUCGAGCACUGCAAGACCACGCCAGAGCUCAUCACCGCCAAUCUGGUCCAGGUUUUUGAUGCUUUCACCCCAAGGCUUCAGGAUUCCAACAAGAAAGUGAACCAGUGGGCCCUGGAGUCCUUUGCCAAGAUGAUCCCCCUCCUCAAAGAAAGCUUACACCCCAUGCUGCUCUCCAUCAUCGUUGCUGUUGCAGACAACCUCAACUCCAAGAACUCAGGGAUUUAUGCCGCCGCGGUGACGGUGCUGGACGCCAUGAUUGAGAAUCUGGACAAUCUCUGCCUCCUACAAGUGUUUGCUGGGCGGGUGCGCUUCCUGAGUGGCCGCUCGGUUCUUGAUGUCACAGAUCGUCUGUCCGCGCUAGUGGCCUCCGUGUACCCCCAGAAGCCCCAGGCUGUGGAGCGCCAUGUCCUUCCAGUCCUCUGGUGUUUCCUGAGCAACAUGACCAGGAACAGUGUCCUGCCUGGGCACGGUGGGAACGUCCGCAGGGUGGCGCACCGGCUGUCCCGGAGCCUCCAGGAGCAGAUGGGCUCCCGGCUGCAGGACCUGGCUACUGGCCAGCCACAGCCGGUCCUUGAAACGCUCCAGGGACUCUUAGACGCAGCAUCCCUGUGAGGCAGCCCCAACCAACGUCACCGACAGAGGGAUGGCAUCGGAGAGCACGACAACGGGCAGCUCACGCCCCUUUCAGCUGGGUUAAAGACAGAUCUGAAAGGGGCAGUUGUUAUUUUUUUACCUUAUUUUCUUUUUAUGAUAGAAUCAUCUCCCGGUCUACUUUCUCUUAGAGUUCCAGAUGUACAUAGUAUAUUUUGAAGUAGAA
Messenger RNA from Lontra canadensis (Northern American river otter), 3573 nucleotides. RefSeq names its product TOG array regulator of axonemal microtubules 2 (gene TOGARAM2). Gene Ontology annotation, cellular component: cytoplasmic microtubule; cilium. The transcript is spliced from 21 exons. The coding region runs from base 396 to 3368 and encodes 990 amino acids. The record is from RefSeq and is a predicted model, not a curated record. Gene Ontology annotation, molecular function: microtubule binding. Lineage: Eukaryota; Metazoa; Chordata; Mammalia; Carnivora; Mustelidae. Gene Ontology annotation, biological process: microtubule cytoskeleton organization.